Messenger RNA from Ctenopharyngodon idella (grass carp), 2955 nucleotides. Its product is annotated as gastrula zinc finger protein XlCGF57.1-like. NCBI's taxonomy places the organism in Eukaryota, Metazoa, Chordata, Actinopteri, Cypriniformes, Xenocyprididae. Gene Ontology annotation, molecular function: RNA polymerase II cis-regulatory region sequence-specific DNA binding; DNA-binding transcription factor activity, RNA polymerase II-specific. The transcript is spliced from 4 exons. Gene Ontology annotation, biological process: regulation of transcription by RNA polymerase II. The coding region runs from base 150 to 2210 and encodes 686 amino acids. The record is from RefSeq and is a predicted model, not a curated record.
AUUUUAGACAGCAGCGUGUGAACAGGACUUUUAUUUUGUUGUUGUGAUGUUAAGUCAUAAAGCUGCGCCUCGCUCCUGCAUCUGUUGUGAUUCGACUGAAGAAAGAAAAACUGAACAGCGACUGAGAUCCACGUAACUCUAUUAUAAAGAUGGUGUUUAUUAAAGAAGAGAGUGAAGACAUGAAGAUUGAAGAAACAUUCAGAGUGAAACAAGAAGAAACUGAGGAACAAACAAAGAUGGAGUUUAUAAAAGAGGAGAGUGAAGACAUAAAGAUGGAAGAAACAUUCAGUGUGAAGCAUGAAGAUACUGAGGAACAAACAGAAGAGAGUGAAGACAUGAAGAUUGAAGAAACAUUCAGAGUGAAACAAGAAGAAACUGAGGAACAAACAAAGAUGGUGUUUAUUAAAGAAGAGAGUGAAGACAUGAAGGUUGAAGAAACAUUCAGUGUGAAGCAUGAAGAUACUGAGGAACAAACAGCUCUAAUGGCAAUGAAAGAGGAGACAGAAGUACUUCAUGAAAUUGAAGAGAAAGAUCAAUAUGAGAAUCUUCAUGAUUUCAUAAAUGGAGAAAAACCUUUUAGAUGUUCGCAGACUGAAAAGACUUCCACACGGAAAAAAGCUCAAAAGAGUUUCAGUCAAAAAAGAAACCUGAAAGACCGCACAGGAAAGAAGCCUAUCACCUGCCAGCAGUGUGGAAAAAGUUUUGCUCAACAUGGAAACCUUAAAGUCCACAUGAGAAUACACAAUGGAGAGAGUCCCUUCACCUGUCAACACUGUGGAAAAAGUUUCAAUCAUAAAGCAAGUCUUAACAGGCACAUGAGAAUUCACACCGGAGAGAAGCCUUACACAUGCCAACAGUGUGGGGAGAGUUUUGCUCAACGUGUAAUCCUCAAAACCCACAUGAGAAUUCACAAUGGAGAGAGUCCCUUCACCUGCCUACACUGUGGAAAAAGUUUCAACAAAAAAGGACACCUUAAUCGCCACACAAAAAUUCACACCGGGGAGAAGCCUUACACCUGCCAACAGUGUGGGAAAAGUUUCACUCAUAAAGGAAGCCUCACCUGGCACAUGACUAUUCACACUGGAGAAAAGCCUCACACAUGCCCUCAGUGUGGAAAAAGUUUCUAUCAACAUGGAAACCUUAAAGUCCACAUGAGAAUUCACUCUGGAGAGAGCCCUUUUACCUGCCAACAGUGUGGAAAAAGUUUCAAUCGUAAAGAAAGUCUUGACAGGCAUAUGCGAAUUCACACUGGAGAGAAGCCUUACACAUGCCAACAGUGUGGAAAAAGUUUCCAUCAACAUGGAAACCUUACAGUCCACAUGAGAGUUCACACUGAAGAGAGUCCCUUUACCUGCCAACAGUGUGGACAAAGUUUCAAUCAUAAAAUAAGUCUUAACAGGCACAUGAGAAUUCAUACUGGAGAUAAGCCUUUCACAUGCCAUCAGUGUGGUGAGAGUUUUGCUCGUCAUGUAAAGCUUAAAGUUCACAUGAGAAUACACCCUGGAGAAAAGCCUUACACAUGCCAUCAGUGUGGUGAGAGUUUUGCUCAUCAUGUAAACCUUAAAGUCCACAUGAAAAUACACAAUGGAGAGAGUCCCUUCACCUGCCAACACUGUGAAAAAAGUUUCAAUCAUAAAGCAAGUCUUAACAGGCACAUGAGAAUUCACACCGGAGAGAAGCCUUAUACCUGUCAAGAGUGUGGAAAAAGUUUCACACAUAAAGGAAGCCUUAACUGGCACAUGGCUAUUCACACUGGAGAAAAGCCUCACACAUGCCCUCAGUGUGGAAAAAGUUUCCAGCAACAUGGAAACCUUAAAGCCCAUAUGAUGAUUCACACUGGGGAGAACCCUUUUACCUGCCAACAGUGUGGAAAAAGUUUCAAUCGUAAAGAAAGUCUUGACAGGCAUAUGCGAAUUCACACUGGAGAAAAGCCUUACACAUGCCAACGGUGUGGAAAAAGUUUCCAUCAACGUGGAACCCUUACAGCCCACAUGAGAGUUCACACUAGAAAGAGUCCCUUUACCUGCCAACAGUGUGGACAGUUUUUCAAUCGUAAGGAAAGCCUUAACAGGCAUAUGCGAAUUCACACUGGAGAAAAGCCUUACACACGCCAACAAAGUGUGGAAGAAGUUUCACUCAAACAGGAAACUCUAACAGGUACACGAGAAUUCACACCAGAUAAAAGCCUUACAUCUGCCAACAGUGUUUAGAGAGUUUUGCUCAACAUGGAAACCUUGAAGCCCACAUGAAAAUUCACACUGAGGAGAGCCCUUUUACCUGCCAACACUGGAAGAAGUUUCAACAGGACAUCAUAGGGUUUACUCACUCUAUACUCUGAACCGUGCCUGAGCCCGUUUGACCCCCAAAGUCCGGUUCGUUUAAUUAGUGUGAUUUAAUUCAAGUGUAUUUGUGUUUAUAACGGGUCUGGUUCUCACUUUAUUGAUGAACAGGAAUUAAAGAUGCAAGUAAAGCUGCAAAUUGGAUCAAGUCACUCCUCAAAAUUCUGAAUGUUAUUAAUUCAUAUAAUUACUAUUAAUAUUGAACAUCAAACUGGUUUCUUAGCAUUUUCUUUAAACAAAGCACAAAUUCAGUGCGUUUUCCUGCCCUUUUUUUGAUUGACAGGAUAUAUCGGCUGUUUUUAAACUAUUGACCGAUAGCUGAUAGUGUGAAAAUUUGCUUUUAUCGUCAGAUACCGAGUAUUGGGGAUAUAUCAGUGCAUCUCUAACAUUAACGGUAAUGAGCUCACACAAGAAUGACUGUACAUCUCUCUCUUUUUAUACAGAUAACAUGAACAGAGAAUAUUUGUUUUGAAUUAGAUCAUUUAAAAUUAGAUACUUAAAUGUUUCUAUAGAUAUAUUGGUCAUGUCUGUUUUUGUUUUUUUUUGUUUGUUUUUCAUUUUUGUGACAUGCAAUUGUAUGUGGACACAAAUAAAAGUGAUUCUUUACAGUUUCAAA